AGGACACAGUUCACUAAGAUAUCAUAAUGACUAUGUGGUCGGUACUGUUGUUUACUGUAUUGGUUGUUAGUCAUUCCUUUGCGGAUGACUUCAAUGAUAAGAAAUGCCAGUCGGGUGUGACCUUUCACGGUGAGACAGCUGACAAAGUUGUAGAACUACUUUCCAAUAGAUGUGGAUGUAAACAAAACAAGGAGUGCAAUAACGAUAAUGAAGAUUUGGAGGAAGAGCAAGGGGCGUGUAAAGUCAAGAGACCAUCUGACUGUAAUGACUUGGAUAAAUCUUCGUGUAAAAGUGGAAUCUACAAGAUUUACCCUGACAAGACUUCCGGUUUCAGCGUUUUCUGUGAAAUGGAGAAGUAUGGUGGCGGCUGGACAGUAUUCCAGCGGAGGAUGAAUGGUAAAAUUAAUUUCUACAGAGACUGGGAAUCGUAUAAACGUGGAUUUGGUAAUAUGAAAGGAGAAUAUUGGUUAGGAAAUGAACACUUGCAUCAGCUGACUUCACAAGGAAAGUACAUGAUUAGGAUAGACAUGUCAGACUUUGAAAACAGUAAGAGACAUGCUGUAUAUAGCAAAUUCUCAGUUGGUAGUGAAAGUUCAGGAUAUAAAUUAGAUGUCACUGGUUACUCAGGGGAUGCAGGUGAUGCUAUGAAGGUGCAACAAAAUGGAAACAAAUUUUCAACGAUGGAUAAAGAUAAUGACGUAUAUAAACAUAACUGCGCUGCAAUGUUUAAGGGUGGAUGGUGGUACGGCGCAUGUCAUGAAAGCAACUUGAAUGGCCUCUAUCUAAAAGGAAGCCACAAAUCGUAUGCUGAUGGUAUAAACUGGUUGCAAUGGAAAGGUCACAACUACUCACUAAAAACAACAACCAUGAUGAUCCGAAGAACAUAAACUGACAUACCUAAUCCCUAAAAAUAAACAAAUAAUGAUCGAAGUCUUUAUUGUAAUCAAUUAGAUAUAUUCAGUAUUCCAAGCAUAUAUUUUAAAAGUAAAUAAGUGUUGAAAAGGUCUU
Mytilus californianus (California mussel) is the source of this 1008-nucleotide messenger RNA. Its product is annotated as microfibril-associated glycoprotein 4-like. Lineage: Eukaryota; Metazoa; Mollusca; Bivalvia; Mytilida; Mytilidae. The transcript is spliced from 6 exons. The record is from RefSeq and is a predicted model, not a curated record. The coding region runs from base 27 to 887 and encodes 286 amino acids.